Aspergillus piperis CBS 112811 is the source of this 1541-nucleotide messenger RNA. Its product is annotated as putative nucleotide-sugar transporter. Gene Ontology annotation, cellular component: Golgi membrane; intracellular membrane-bounded organelle. The record is from RefSeq and is a predicted model, not a curated record. Gene Ontology annotation, biological process: pyrimidine nucleotide-sugar transmembrane transport. The transcript is spliced from 4 exons. Lineage: Eukaryota; Fungi; Ascomycota; Eurotiomycetes; Eurotiales; Aspergillaceae. Gene Ontology annotation, molecular function: pyrimidine nucleotide-sugar transmembrane transporter activity. The coding region runs from base 81 to 1394 and encodes 437 amino acids.
UCCUCUACCUCCUCCCUGCUUCGUGCUAUUCAACAACCACUUCUUUUGUCCCUCAUACUCAUUACCACAUUCGGGGCAUCAUGGCGAAUAAAGCUGCCGUUCCAUUCCUGGUGACGAUGAUGCUCGUCACCGGGGUGUGCAACACCAUCCUCAACAAAUACCAGGACAUGCAAUGCGUGUGGAAUUGCGAUUCGCCCUAUCCCAAAUACCGUCGCACCUUCGAGCAACCCGUUAUCCAGACUAUUCAGAUGUUCACCGGAGAAAUGGGAAGCUGGCUGGUGAUUCUCAUGACCUGGCUGUAUCAACGGUAUCUUGCUCCGCGCUUGUCCAACAACUCUUCGCCUCUUCUAGCUGGCGGUUAUCACCCUGUCAACAAUACGGAAGGACUCGACGAUGAGGAAGAUUAUACCAUCAGAGGGCCAGAAGCCUCAGAUGAUGUCACGAAGCCCGCCACGCUAGCAGACGGUCGCGUUCACCUUCGAGGAUACAAGAUCUUUCUUCUUGCUGCACCAGCGUGCUGCGAUAUCGCGGGCACAACUCUGAUGAACGUCGGGUUGCUCUUUGUUGCUGCCAGUGUCUACCAGAUGACUCGCGGUGCCCUCGUUCUAUUCGUCGGCCUCUUCAGUGUUCUUUUCCUCCACCGCAAACUUUAUCUCUAUCAUUGGUUGGCGCUGUUCAUUGUGGUCUUAGGUGUUGCUCUGGUCGGUCUUGCAGGUGCCCUCUUCGCCGACAACCAAGGGCACGACGUCACCCAAGGAAGUGCUGCCACCGUAGUAACCCAUGCUAUCCGAGAAGUCCAGGCAACAACGCGGUCUCCGGAAGCACUGAAAGCUGUCGUUGGUGUGCUGCUUAUAGCCGCAGCCCAGAUCUUCACUGCGUCCCAAUUCGUUCUGGAAGAGUGGAUCUUGGAAAACUAUGAAAUGGACCCCCUCCAGGUCGUUGGCUGGGAAGGUAUCUUCGGGUUCUCUGUCACCGUCAUUGGCUCGAUCAUCUUGUACUUGACCAUCGGACGUACGGAGGCCGGCCGCUACGGCUACUUCGAUGCAAAGGAAGGAUGGAGCCAGGUUUUCCAUAACCGAGCAAUCGCCAUGUCCAGUUUCUUGAUCAUGAUCAGUAUUGGCGGAUUCAAUUUCUUCGGUCUCUCCGUCACCCGCACCGUAUCCGCUACUUCCCGCAGCACUAUUGACACCUGCCGGACCCUCUUCAUCUGGCUCGUCUCCCUCGCUCUGGGCUGGGAGACCUUCAAGUGGCUACAAGUCGUCGGCUUCGCGCUCCUCGUCUACGGAACCUUCCUCUUCAACGAUAUUGUCCGCCCGCCGCUCAAAGCCUGCCUUCCUAGUUCUCGCCGCGACCGAGAGAUUCUCCUCCCUGAAGAGCCGAUUGAGCAUAUGUAAGUUGUUCGGCUCACUUCAUCUUCGCAUGAUACACAUCACACACACCCAACUCGAAACCAAGAGUACGUCACCUUGAUCGGUGACGUCACAUGUCUCUUGUCCUUGACGGACCAGACACCGCUACAGGUUUUGUUUGAUACCGGAUAU